Labeo rohita (rohu) is the source of this 4106-nucleotide messenger RNA. RefSeq names its product microtubule associated tumor suppressor candidate 2b (gene mtus2b). Lineage: Eukaryota; Metazoa; Chordata; Actinopteri; Cypriniformes; Cyprinidae. Gene Ontology annotation, cellular component: cytoplasm; nucleus. The transcript is spliced from 13 exons. The record is from RefSeq and is a predicted model, not a curated record. The coding region runs from base 579 to 4106 and encodes 1175 amino acids. Gene Ontology annotation, molecular function: microtubule binding.
GAGUGGAAAUCGCUGCUUCCAUUUGGAGAUGCUUGAGGAAAGGGCUAAAAAGACGCACACACAUAAGGAAAGACAGAUGUAACAUGUUUCUCUAAUCCAGGUCCCUUCUAGGUUAGCUGGUUGAUUAGUGAACAGGUGCAGUGGACAUGCUCUGAAUGCAUCAUGGGAAAUGAGGGGAAUUUCAUGCAUCUUAAUGACUAUGACAACAAUUUGCCUCUUGAACUUCCUGCUGCCGGCUGCAUUGCUGCUAGUAUGUGUUACAGUGUCAUGAAAGAGGAAAAACAAUGAGGUGGAAGUAACAAAGACAGUCUCUCAUGGCCGUUGGCUGUGGGUUUCGUGAUGACGCCUUGAGGAACACACUGUUUUAUGUGAAGACAUUUCUAAACGUUUACCCACCUUGACAUGUUGAAGACAUCCCCUGAUGUCAUCUACUCAAAAUCAGCAUCUCAACUAACAGUGUGAAAGAUGCCAACACUUACUUUAGCUUUAAGUUUGAAAGCAGAGAGAGCUCCAGACCUCAAGGGAGGAUCAACAAGACUCUACAUGAAAGCUUGAGAGCACAUGAACCAUCAGGAAACAUGAGUGUGAAUGAUGAACACACCAGACCCUUCGAGACCAGCAUUGAAGAUGGCUGUAAAGAAAUCAGAAACAACAACAGACAUGCUGAAGAUUCCCCAGAUGGUGAUGCCAAUGCUAAUGAAAUCCACAGUGGAGAUGGAGGAACAUCUUUGGAGGGAACUGAAACCCUGUCCCCUAUGGUAUCUCACACUGAGGAACAGGUGAAGAUGAUUAUCCGAGACACAGAUUCCCCAUGUUAUGACCCAGAGUUGGCUGAGUUUGAGAUGCUGGAAAGUCAGGAACUAGAGGAUGAUGAGAGAUAUGAUGAAGAGAAGAGUAUUCCUAAAGGUGAUGUCACGGGGGCUUUAUCCACCAAUAUGAAGCAGACCGAAGCAAAGUCUCAGAAGGAUGGCAAAAGAUUCUCCCAGUUAAUUUCAAAGGAGCAAGAGUCUACUGUUUGUCCUCAGUCCACUAGCAAAGAAAUGGUGACCAGCAUAGCCAGGACUGAGUUUAGCUCUGAAAAUGAUGUUUUUGUCUCUUGCCUCUCCACCAUGUCUAGUCUUGGAGGAAGUCUUGCUAGUGCCCUGGACAACGCCGGUCGAACCCAAAGCUCUGAUUCAUGGCAUGCUCCGUCAGGACCAUACCGAACUCUCUCUGAGGACCUUACCCUUGCCUCACAGUCCUGUUUAACUAUUUCAGAUAAAAACUGGAGCUCUGUACAUACUGAUGGCACGCAUCAAGCAGGAAAAAUUACAAUGCACAUCGCCAGUGUUGAUCUCAAUCUUAACUCUACCACCUUGCCUGAGGAACCCCUUUUAGAAGCACAAGAAAACAAACCAGCUACAGAUUUUGUAAUACAUGAGAGCUCAGGUCAACUUACAAAUGGCAUGAGUGAAUGUAGCAUUGCAAGGAUCAAGAAGGUCCCUAAUGAAUCAGGAAGUACCAGUCAGGACAAUCUAGGAGAACCUGGAAUUCAUGUAAAGGAGUACCAUGGAACAGAAGACAAGGUUUCAAAUUUGAAAACUGAGAAAAAACUUUGCCAACCUCUUGUCUCAGACAACACACAGUCUGCUUCACACAACAGAAGGUUCUCAGAUGAUUCCACUGGUGAUAUAAAAAAUAAACUAAAAUCCCAGCAUGUGGAAUCUCCUAAAAUUGCUCUUCAGACCUCAAAACUAACCUCAAAGGAUACACCUGUGCACUCUGGUGAUUCUGAACCCCAAACAUACAAGAAGCAAGCUUCUUUUGAAAAGACCCGAAGUUCUAGUGCAUCAAGUUUGGAAAGGCGAAGACCUUGGGGCAGCCCGUCUCGCCCUGAGACUCCUCCAUCCCCUAAGACAACCUGUUCACCUCGAAAACAACCACCUUCAUCACCAGCCAAACCUAUUAGCACAAGAGAAGCAAGUCAAGAACGAAAUGAAAUCUUGCAGAAAGGAACCACUGGUUUGAGGCAACCAAGUAAAAGUUUUCUCAGUAGUAGUAGCAGUCUCUCAAAACCUGCCAUUCCUCAACAGCCCACAAGGGCAGAGUGUGGACCUAAGAAGUCUUCUCCACCUCAAAAGCCCAAAAAUGUUCGACCAAAAAUCAUAACGUAUGUCCGCAAAAGCCCUCAAGCAAAACCAAUGUCUGAAGGUCCCUAUGAAGUAUCGACACUACCGCCAAGACUUACACCGUACAGUAGCUCACCAACCUCAAAAGAAUCCCAGGUCGAAGGGUCCAGAGGUUCACCUGUGCUAAGCUCCUCUAAUGUCCUUUAUGACAAGUAUCGUCAGGAAGUACAGAGGUCAGGGUACUACUCACCUCCAGGACUGGUGGCAUCUGGGAUCAGGCCUCCCAGCCACACUGUCCCCCAUAAACUGGUGGGCAAAUCAGAGAGUUUCCACGGGGAACUGCCAGAUCAAUAUUUACAGGGUGGUAGAGCACUUCAGAUAAAUACCCAUGAUGCUGCUGCUGCCGUUUUCCGCUUCCCCAGAGCCUUAAGGCCUCAGCUUGGCCUUGGAGCUGUCACUAGACAGCCUGCUACUAAGAACAGAACAGUUAUACCAGGUCAAAGGUCAGCGUCACCCCUCAGUUACAUGGCUCCAGCUGUUCAGGCCCCAAGUAGUCACCAGGAACCUACAGUGGAUCAGAAGAGACUAGCAUUGGGUGUGGCCCCCAAAUUUAUGCUCCCCAAACCCGGUCAAUCUGGAUUGCGUCCUCCUGGCUUCUCCCAUCUGCCCCCUGCUCGACUGGCCACCUUUGGCUUUGUCCGUAGUGCUAGCGUGUCUUCUGUGUCUAGCAACCAAUCGAAUGACAGCAUACACAGUGACCCCUGCCGAUCCAGCCGUCCACACAGCACCAGUGAUGAAACUCUCCUCUUGCGCUCUCCUCUCCCUCCUGUUGAGAGCAGCAGUGGCAGGAGUCAGAACCGCAGCAGCCCCCAGCCCCCAGCCCGCCGAUCUCUGCACCCGCCCCCUCGUGCCUCACCCGUGGCCUCAAGAAAGGAGUUUCAAAGGGAUGGAGAAAUCACCCGACCCAUUUUGUCAUCCCCGAAGAGGUUUGCAGUGGUCUCUCCCAAGCCUCAGUCCCCUGUCCGUCAGAAGUCAUGUGUGGCUCGUCUGGGUGGGCGUGCGGAAGACAUAGAUGCAGAGAGGGAGCGAUUGAUGGUACAGAGGCUGAAAGAGAGAUGUGAAGAUCAGGCUUGGCAGCUGAUCACCCUGCAGGACGAGCUCAGAAAGUCCUCACGAUGCCUGGAUGUGUUCACCAUAACCACACAGCACUUCUGCCAGAAGAGUGAGAGUGCUGCUGUGAAGGAGAGGGAGUUGUCCCUGCAGUUAGCCAGGAUCAGGGAUGAAGUGGUGGUCAGUGUUCAGCGGUGGGAGCGUCUGCAGGGUGAGAAGGCCCAGCUGGAGCAGAGUUUUGAGCGGGAGCUGAAAGAACUCCAAAAGGAGCAACAGCAGGAGCUCAAGGCCUUACAGGAGAGACUUGUAAAGGAACACACCUCUGAGAUACAGCGACUCCAGCAACAGCAGAACAGCCACCUGGAGCAGCUGCGUUCCCAGCACCAGGAACAGAUUGAGGAAAUGAGUGAAAACCAUGAGAGGGCUAUGAUGGACAUGGAAGCGACUCAUGGUGCCACGUUGGCCACUUUACAAGAAGAACACACCAGAACCAUCAAGAACCUGAAGAUGGCACAUGAGCAGCAAAAGAAGUCAAUGGAAGAGGAAUUUGAGAAGCUCAGACUCUCACUGCAGGAUCAGGUUGACACCUUGACAUUUCAGAACCGUGCUCUGCGGGACCGGGCCAAGCGCUUUGAAGAAGCACUGCGCAGAAGCACAGAUGAGCAGAUAGUGGAUGCCCUUGCUCCAUAUCAGCAUAUCGAGGAGGAUCUGAAGAGUCUUAAAGAGGUUCUGGAGAUGAAGAACCAGCAGAUUCAUCAACAGGAGCUCAAAAUUUCAGAGCUCGAAAAAAUGGUAAAUUGCAUUAACAAACAUUACAGAACAACAUUAAAUGUAACUAUAAAUAUUGAAGACAUAAUGAAAAAGUUUUGUGGCUUUUACUCCCUGUAA